Molecule: messenger RNA, 1389 nt
Organism: Dentiscutata heterogama
Lineage: Eukaryota; Fungi; Glomeromycota; Glomeromycetes; Diversisporales; Gigasporaceae
Source: the annotation of a GenBank genome assembly
AUGCCUAGGGGAGUGGUUGCAAUCGUGGGUACCACAGGUGUUGGUAAAUCUGAACUUGGGGUUCAAUUGGCAAAAGCUUUACACGGAGAAGUAAUCAACGGAGACUCCAUGCAGGUUUACAAAGGAUUGGAUGUAAUUACAAAUAAAAUGCCUGUGGAAGAGCGCGAAGGAAUUCCACAUCAUUUAAUGGACUUUCUAGAGCCGCAUCAAGAAUAUCGCGUUACCGAGUUUACUUGCGAUGCCAUAAAAAUUAUUAAAGAGGUUCAUAGUCGUGAUCGUGUUCCGAUUAUUGUUGGUGGAACCCAUUAUUACAUACAAUCCUUACUUUGGAAAAAUUCACUUAUUAAGAGUUACGAUGAUGAAUGUGAUAAUGGUUCGGAAGAUGAUGGAAUCUUGAAUGCAGAGACAGAUAUUCUAUAUAAACGCUUACAAGAAGUUGACCCUGUAAUGGCUAAUAAAUGGCACUGGAAUGAUAGAAGAAAAAUUAGAAGAAGUUUACAGAUAUAUUUGCAAACAGGAAAACGUCAUAGUGACUGGAUUAAAGAACAACAUCAACCAGAUGAAAAAGCUUCGUCAUUGAGGUUUCCUCUGACGUGUAUUUUUUGGUUAUAUGCCGAUCCUAAGGUCUUAGACCAAAGACUCGACAACAGAGUAGAUAAGAUGAUCAAGAUGGGCCUAUUUGAAGAACUAAAAUACCUCAGGAAUAAGGUAGAAAAUGUUAUUAAGCUAAAGAUGUUAUGUUAUGCCUUGUGUAACAAUGAUGAUUCAAAUUUUUGGUUUGUUUGGGUAGGAUAUAAAGAAUUUGAAGCUUAUUUAAAUGCUUUGGAAGAAACACCGUAUUUAGACGAUAAAGUCAUCGAUGCUAUAAAAGAGUCUAAUAUUGAAGCUAUGAAAUCAGCAACACGUAGAUACUCCAGGAAGCAAAUUAGAUGGAUUCGAAAUAAAUUGUUACUUAAAUGUCAAGAAAGCAAUUUGAAUGAUGCAGAUACAGAUUGUAUAAGUAAAGUUAGAGUGUAUUUGCUGAACACUACAUCUCUUGAAAAAUGGAAUCAAGAUGUUCGUGAUGUGGCAAUUACUAUUGUUAAGGAAUUUUUGGAUAAGGGAACUGGACCAGAUCCAAAAUCUUUAAGCCCGGAAGCAAAAGAACUUUUGGAUCCAGCAAUAGAUACAAACACCUUUGACAACUUAAAAGCUUGGACAAAGUACCAGUGUGAUAUUUGCAAAAUUUUUAAUGACAAUUCACCAGUAGUGAUUAACGGACUUUCCAAUUGGAAUCAGCAUUUACAAAGCAAGUGGCACCGAUCCAAUGUUAAACUCAAAAAAGAGAUGAAUAUGAAUUGGAGUGGACAAUUUCCACCUUGGUUCAAAGAGAAAAAAAAAAAAAGUUAG